GCACUCAUUUCCGUCUCAUGAUUCUCGUCGGAUAUGCUUCUCAGCCUUUUGCAGGGUCUUCACCCUCUAUUUACGACAGUUUUAUUGGUGGUUCCAUGGUUAGUACAGACGCUGUGGGAUGUCCCCCAGAAUCACUUCUGCUUUGCCGAUCAUGUCAGCGUUCAAUGUAUUUUUUCGCUCAGCUAUAUUGCCCUUUAGACUUCUUGAGCUAUCAUCGAAACAUUUUUCUUUUUGUCUGUCUGCGGAAAUCGUGCCAAUCGGAAGGUUUAAACUGGGUGGUGUUGCGCUCUCAAUCGAUCGACAGUGGAUCGUCUCGAUUGCAAAUUCGUUCGGAGACCGAAUGGGCUCUCGACGAUGAUGAAACCGAAGAACCUCCUACAUCAGGCUGGAAAACUUCGCCUGGAAACACAUCUGUUCAAUGUACGUCGAGCGAUCUUCCACAACUCACUGGACCGUUCGCUGGUCGUUUCAUUAAUGUUUAUGAAGAACAAAACAUUGGAAACUCAAACGAGACUGACAUCUUACGUGCAACUGACUCUUCGCCUGCUCCAUCUUCUGUUGAGUCCCCCAACUUUGCAGAAUGGUUCGAAACGGCUAACGUCGAACUCGCAUUUGUGGAGGAAGAUGAUAAUGCCCCAGCUGAGGGUUUUUCUGGCGCCAUGUUUGAUCACUUAGCCAGCAGAGGGGAGUAUGGUUGCGAAGAUAUCCGUUACUCUUGGCGUGGAGUACCUAUUUUUAAUGGGUCACCUCCGAAAGAACUCCUACGCCACCUUACUUGUUCUCGCUGUGGUUCCCAUCGGGUAUUUGAAUUUCAAAUUUUCUCCGCUAUCAACAAUUGUUUGAAACUCGAUGUCGAUAAACUUCAUUCCUCGGUUUUAACGGCCAAUGUGGACUUGGUUGGUGAAGAUGUUGAUCCGUCCUGGUUACUGCAGAUAACGACCGUGUUAGUAUUUUCCUGCUCUUCUUCAUGUUGGACUACUUCAGACACGUGGGUCCCAGAAUGUAUCGUUGUACAAACGGAUGAAAACAAAACCUGCAUUCGAGUGGAUGAUCAUGUCGUAGUGUGUUCUUAGACUAACGCACUUGUUCAUUCCAAAGCCGAAUCUUGAGGCCUGCUGCAUGUUCUUAUCUGUCUCGAGCUUGCUUUCUGCUUCACAGGGAGUUUGCUUUAGUGUCCACAGACAAUAAAUCAUGGGAGACUACUUCAUCUAUAUCUUCUCUAUUUCUGCGGACUGCACUAAGGUUGUCUCUUUCCGUUCCUGGUGCUCUAAUACAUACGAAGCCCUUAUCCUCAUGUUGAUUCUCCGGUUAACCGUUGAUCGAGAUUGAAACGUCGUAAAGAUGACGAGGUAAAGCGUUUCCGUCACUUCUUAAUCAGAAAUUAUUAUUAUAUUUCACACUACUGGUGUUACUUGUUUGUAUCUUCUCUUUAUUACCACGGUUGGCGAACUUAAGUUGGUAUUGGAUAUUGAUCCGGUCAUCAGUUGAGCUAGCUGCAUCCGGUGACCGCACAUCUAUGCUGAAUGAUGUAUCUCAUAUUCUUGCACAUGCCAGCUUUCAAGGGGAUGUUUCCUGCUUCAAUCUUCAUGUUACAUUUCUACAACCACUUCAAGUGGAUACCAAUGAAACUGCAAGUCAUACUCUCUUGCUUGAUGUGCUACCCACCAUCGUCUAUCAGAAGCUAAACACAUGGGCAUUCCGAUGAAACCGUUCUCUCACAGUGGGCAUAUUAGCCAUACUGCCGGGAGAUCCCGUCGUCAUAUAUCUUUAUUUCGCUUUUAGUUCUUUACCGCUCUUCUCUUUAUAUGGAGGUAAAACUCCUGGUUCCAUCACCCGCGCAAACAAAGAAACCGCGAUCUCCAUUCUGAAGCACACUUAGUGUCAGAUCGCUCGUCGUGCGACAGUCAUUAUUUUUCUUCAAC
Messenger RNA from Dicrocoelium dendriticum, 1922 nucleotides. NCBI's taxonomy places the organism in Eukaryota, Metazoa, Platyhelminthes, Trematoda, Plagiorchiida, Dicrocoeliidae. The record is from the annotation of a GenBank genome assembly.